AUGAGCAAUACAACAACAACAACAGCAAUGAAUAAGUCUCCUAAAACUAUGAAGCAUGCACGAUACUUGCAUACAGCAUCGCAUUUGAACGAUGGGAGAAUAUUAGUUUUUGAUGGUCUAUUCAUCGAUAAUGCUUAUUUGAACAGUGCUGAAAUCUACAAUCCAGCAACAGGAAUUUGGAAUGAGACAGGUAAUAUGACUCGAGAUUAUACAACAGUUGUAUUAAAAAAUGGAAUUGUACUAGUUAUCCGUGUUGGAAACAGUAUCAUGUCUGACGUACACAAGAAAAUUUUCAUUCAUUGA
This is a messenger RNA of Adineta ricciae, 303 nucleotides long. The record is from the annotation of a GenBank genome assembly. NCBI's taxonomy places the organism in Eukaryota, Metazoa, Rotifera, Eurotatoria, Adinetida, Adinetidae.